AUGGAAUCGCCUUGGGACCACCAGAUGCGAGGAAUGGACUUUGAUGCGAAGAAGGAAGCAAGAAUGAUCCGACAGCUGUGCCAGACCCUCAACCUACAACAUUCCCAGGCAUGUGUUGAGAAGGUAGACUUUGACCUGCUGGCGGUUUUUCUCAUGCAGGAAACGCACUGGAACAUCCACAUCAGGCAACUGGUUGAUAUGGUGCUGGACCAAUUUGGUCCAAAGGCCCAUCCACUGGGCGAACCGCUUCCGGAACCAACUGACAAUCAUAAGAAACCAUUUGCGCCGAGGACCCCCCUGCAAAGCCAGAUCCACCAUGCAGCCCUUCACGUCAACCAAACCAUCAACCAACACACCCAAUAG
Molecule: messenger RNA, 363 nt
Organism: Puccinia graminis f. sp. tritici CRL 75-36-700-3
Lineage: Eukaryota; Fungi; Basidiomycota; Pucciniomycetes; Pucciniales; Pucciniaceae
Exons: 1
Coding region: 1-363 (120 amino acids)
Source: RefSeq, a predicted model, not a curated record